UAUAUUUUAAAAUUUGAAAUUGAAAUUAAAUUUCAGUGUUUUAAUUUCAUUUAUAGUGAUAUUUAAUACAUUGUUGGUGGUUUUAACAUGACGGACGUCGAAGAAAUUAUUGAUUACAUAAAAUCUCUAAAGAAAGGAUUCGACAAGCAGUUGUUUGAAAGUAAAAUAGAAGAAUUAGCUUCACUCGCUGAUACUUCUGGUUUAGAUUACGAUGAUUUCCACACUUUGUUUAAAGUCUGGUUGAAUUUAAGUAUACCCAUUACAAAAUGGGUGAACCUUGGCUCUUGUAUUGUGCCUCAAGACAAAGUAGCUCAAAAUACCGUGGAGUAUUGCUUAAAAUGGCUUUUAGCAAAUAAUAAAAACCAGAAUAAUUUCCCUAGAAUUAGACAUGUAUUGGAUUGGCUCACAGCGGCAAUGGAUGCCGACUCUAUAGACAUGACUGCAUUGGACAUGGGCUAUGAAUUGUUUUACACAUUUUUGACGUAUGAAGUGCUUACUGUACAUGCAUUGAAACUCGUUUAUAUGUUGACAAAACCAUCAGAUGUUACAAGGAAUAGAGUUCUAGAAUUGAUGGAGCAUGCUAAAAAGAGGGAAAGCAAAAAGAAUUUAUUCAGACAGUUGCAAGUACUGAUCGGUUUGUUCAAAUCCUACAAACCAGAAUGUUGCCCAGAAGAUAUUCCUUCUAUAUCUAUACACACUGCAUUUAGAAAAAUAAAUGCUAAUUUAUUGACGAGAUUCCAAAAUUGUCGGAAUAGGAGAAAUAGUAAAAGUGAAGAAAAACAAAGACUUAUUUGGGUUAAUGCCAUGAAAAUGGAAAACAGCAGAAAUAAGAAAGCAGAGCCACUUGUGCCUAAUAUGGAAUUCCUUCAUGUGGGCUCAAUGCAAUACAACAAUAAAGCACCUCAGAAGAACUAUUUGGACUUUUCUGAGCCAGUAUCACUACUGCAAUAUAGUUUGAACCACAACAUGCCUCGGCCGACGCGUCUCCGCGCGUUCCUGUGUAACACUACUGGCCUCACACUGCUUGCGCUGGCCGAUCAAACCGAUCAUGCGUUUUUCACACAUGAUCUGCACCAUUUGCUUAUUAAUUGUUUCCUAGACAUAUCGCCCCACACUUAUACUGAGAAACAGGAUUUACUCCGCCAGUUGGCCGUCUUCCAAUCAACCCUGAUGCAAGGGCUACCAGUUAUCACAAGAUUCUUAGCGCAGUUCUUGCCUUUCUGGAAUGAAGAGGACUAUUUUGUGGAGAUACUGGAUCUAAUGGAAUGGGUCGAUGUGGAGAGUCCGGAGCACAUUGGUAACAUAUUGGACACAUUCACAAAGAUAUAUUGCAGAGCGCACCCGAUUCGACAGUGUGCAAUACUCAAGAGUAUCACAUCUAUGUAUACUAAUUUGGUAUAUGCCAGUACGAGGUCUCGACAGUACUUUUUAAGUAUAGAGUCAUCGGAUGCUAGCUUUUCAACUACUUUACAGAUGGUUGCGUCUAAACUCAAUGAUAUGUGCAGCAAAGCACUGCAGGCUAAUCCUGAGGACGCGCGCGUAUUAUUCUCAUCCGUGCGUUCGUUACGUCAGAGCGCCCGCAGCGAGGCGAUAGCGUACGCGGAUGAAGGGGGUCAAAGGGGUCGAAAGAACCAACAAGGGGUCAUGGGGGUUGGGAGUCGAGAGGGGGUUGGUGGGUGUCGACCCCCCGUGCUGUUGCCGCUCGCGCUGCCGCUGCUGGCGCCCUCUGCUGUGAUGCAGGACAACCUCGCUGAAUUGAUUUUGUUGUACAAACAAAUCUUCUCCACCAUGAAAGCGAGGUACGGCAAAGACGAGCGUUACCAACAACCGAUGCGUAUGCUCAAAGCGUACACGUCAGAUUUCGUCAGCUGCUACUAUGAACAGUUUCUAGCGAAUCGUGAAAAAGGCCUGAUUUUCAGCAACUUGCAUCCGCAAAUCGUCAACAAGUUGGCCAAUUUGUUGCCGGAUGUUGACGCGAAAUUGAGUAUACGCAAUCAUUUGGCGUUCUCUCCAUACACGUAUAUGAAAUUGCAAGCGAUUAAUCAGUUGGAUGCAGAGAACAAGUUGCUUUUUGAUACGGUUAUAGAUAAUGAGUUUGUCAACUUGAGCGAGUUUGUCAAAAUGGCGAUGCCGGAGUUGUGUUGAUUUGUAAUUAAGUUUACUGUGGCUUUAUUUCACGUAUUUGUAAGUUUUCGUUGAAACGCAAAUUGUCAUCGGGUUUACAUCUCAUUUGAAACGGACCGAUCUAAAAUUCUUUUCAAAUAUUUUUAAUUUAUUGACAGUCUUACAUUAUUAUUCCUGAGUUUGAAAGCUAUGUUUUUUUGUCUAUAUACCGGGUUGAUAUUGACAGAACCGGGAUAUAUGACUAGUUUAUUUAUAUAUGGGGUAAAUUAUACCUUUUUUUUGAGUGGGGAAAUAAGUAAAUUAUACCUACAAUCAAAACACCGUUUUUAAGAGAUAAUGAUAUUUAAGGUAAUGUGGAGGAGAAACAAUGCCGCCUUAAUUUUUAUUUUCUUUUAGAUUAAGUUAUAAUAACGCUAAAAUAAGAUUUAUACAUACUGCCAUUUCACAAUAAACACUGGAAUGUGAUCAAAACGAAGUUAUUUUUCCAACAAAGUUAAAUUUUAAGCAAAUGUUCAUUUUAAGUGAUAGCGAUUUAUUAGUAUAAAAAGGUUUUUUAAAAAUAAAUUUAAUUGCGAUUUAUAAAAAAGAAGUUAUUCUUGGAAUGUUUUUCACACGCCUGUCAAUGACCGCGCUCGAUGUAAGUUUCAAAUUUUAAUAAUCUAUACUAAUAUUAUAAAGCUGAAGAUUUUGUUUGUCUAAUCUCGGGAACUACUGGUCCGAUUUGAAAAUUUCGGUGUUAGAUAGCCCAUAUUUUAUCGAGGAAUCGUAUAUCAUCACGCUAAGACAAACAGGAGCGAAGCACUGCGGGUAAAACCGCGGGAAACAGCUAGUAUACUUAUCACAUGUAAAAUAAAUACAAGAAAAUAUUUGUAACCUUAAAUCAAAAUUGAGGAAUAGGGUUUUACCCUUUUCGUAAAAAUAUAUGAUUAAUGUCCAAUUUCGUAAUUCUACAAAUUUGUAUGCGAACACUGGAUAACCCUUUUGACCGUUACUGAAUAUCAAGCGAACGUUUCAAUAUUUGCUUAAUGUUAUAACAGUGGUAUUGUAUAUAAUAUAAUGUAUACUUUGUCAUAUAA
Molecule: messenger RNA, 3200 nt
Organism: Colias croceus (clouded yellow)
Lineage: Eukaryota; Metazoa; Arthropoda; Insecta; Lepidoptera; Pieridae
Product: centromere protein I-like
Exons: 13
Coding region: 88-2145 (685 amino acids)
Cellular component (GO): kinetochore
Source: RefSeq, a predicted model, not a curated record